GUCUUUGUCUCCACGGCCACCUUGCAUAUAUAAAUACAAUUCUCUCCCAGAUUUUAAAGAAAAGGCAGUACUUUUGCAUUUUCAUAAGCUUCUAGUUACUUGAUCUUGCUCUCGUUAAGAGAAUGACAAAUAAUGAGAGGAAAUCCUGCUUUUUUUCCAAAGAGCUUAAAAACUCCCCUUGGAAAUUACUAACAGACCCUAGGGGGGAACCUCCGUAGGUUAAGAACCACUGAGUCAGGGGAUUACUUUGUAGUAGUGUUUAUGUGCUUUCCAGAUCUAAUAUAAUGAAAUGCCUGGUGGGCAGUUAGGAACAGGCAAGCCAUUCACUAGGGGCACUAUGAAGCUUUUCCUAUAUCUGAGUUAGCUUUCACUCUCUAGUCUGUUCAGCUUGCAAUGUGUUAAAUCUUUCCUUUCCAGCUUAAUUUCUCAGGUUAGGUUAGCUUAAUUUCUUAAGUUAGGUUAGUCAGUUCAGCUUGCAGCUGAACAGAUUAACCUAACCUAACCUAACCUAACUUAACUGGGUAUAUAAUAGGCAUACAUACAAGAUAUAGGUACUGUAAGUGCAUGUCACAAUGACUUCCUUGUUACGAAGAGGAUUGCUUUACUCCUGUGUGACCUCCAACUGCAGGAGUGUCAGAACCCUCAUCAUGCCAACACUUCAGGAGAAGACAGAGGACGUGCUGCAGGAGGUGAAGAGUGUUGUGAGGCAUGAUGAGCACCAGUAUCUGGAUUUGAUUCGAACCAUCCUGAGGACAGGCAACAAGAAGGGGGACCGGACUGGCACAGGCACAGUUUCCUUGUUUGGGGCACAGAUGAGGUUUUCACUCCGAGAUGAUGUGUUCCCUCUGCUGACCACCAAGAGAGUGUUCUGGCGUGGUGUGGCGGAGGAGCUGUUGUGGUUCAUCCGUGGCUCCACCAGUGCCAAGGAGCUGCAGGAGAGAGACGUUCACAUCUGGGACGGCAACUCAUCAAGGGAGUUCCUGGACAAGAUGGGCUUCACAGACCGGAAGGAGGGUGACCUGGGGCCCGUGUAUGGGUUCCAGUGGCGGCACUUUGGGGCACCUUACUCAGACAUGAAGGCAGAUUACACUGGUCAGGGAGUAGAUCAGCUACAGAAUGUAAUUGACACCAUAAGGAACAACCCCAAUGACAGGCGCAUCAUUAUGUGUGCCUGGAAUGUGGCGGAUAUUGACAAGAUGGCCUUGCCACCCUGCCACUGCCUUUGUCAGUUCUACGUUGCCAAUGGGGAGUUGUCAUGCCAGUUGUACCAGAGAUCUGCUGACAUGGGACUUGGUGUUCCUUUCAAUAUAGCCAGCUAUGCCUUGCUCACUUACAUGAUUGCUCACAUCACUGAUUUGAAGCCCGGCGACUUUGUGCACACUCUAGGUGAUGCACACGUGUACAGCAACCACUGUGAGGCCCUGAAAGAGCAGAUCAAGAGAGAGCCCAAGCCUUUCCCCAAGUUGAGGAUCAAGAGGAAAAUUACAUCCAUUGAUGACUUCAAGAUGGAGGACUUUGAGCUUGAUGGAUACAAGCCUCACCCCAAGAUCAAAAUGGACAUGGCUGUGUGAUGGGUGUCUGCCGUUCAGGCUGAGGCUCGGUGGUGUGUUGCUGUCUUUCAUUAUUCCUGUCAACAUAGUACUUUUGAGACCGAUUCAUAUUUUGUCCGUGUAUAAGAAGAAAAGAGAUAAUCAUAUAUUAGUGUGUGCACUCGCAUACCUUUUUGCUUGCUUAAUAGUCAGUUUAGGCCAGGGACUUAGUGUAAGUGUUCUAUUUUUCCAGCCUUCAAAUGCCUCCUAUGAAUAACUAGUGAAGAUAACCUGCUACUUGAAAGGUUAUGCAUGAUGACAAGAUGUUUGUUGCUUGUGUCCCUGCAGGCAGAGGGUCUGCUGCUACAAGCUCAAAAGCUGAGGAGCCAUUAUCUGUGCAGACACUACACAGUAUGUGAUCAUCACCCAUACUUAUAAUGUGGCAGGCUUCUGAUGUUGAUCAAAUGGAACUUCUUAUUUUUAAGGUCAGAAA
Messenger RNA from Portunus trituberculatus (swimming crab), 2022 nucleotides. Its product is annotated as thymidylate synthase-like. Bases 573 to 1571 code for a protein of 332 amino acids. Gene Ontology annotation, molecular function: thymidylate synthase activity. The record is from RefSeq and is a predicted model, not a curated record. NCBI's taxonomy places the organism in Eukaryota, Metazoa, Arthropoda, Malacostraca, Decapoda, Portunidae. Gene Ontology annotation, cellular component: cytosol; mitochondrion. Gene Ontology annotation, biological process: dTMP biosynthetic process. The transcript is spliced from 6 exons.